This is a messenger RNA of Cladocopium goreaui, 2454 nucleotides long. The record is from the annotation of a GenBank genome assembly. NCBI's taxonomy places the organism in Eukaryota, Dinophyceae, Suessiales, Symbiodiniaceae.
AUGUUCGAGCAAUUGGGCUACGCCAGCCCCGCGGCUAGUGUGGCUGAACGAGACGAGCCAGAGGAUGCGAUCCCGCCCCAAUGCAUUUGCCUGGGCCGCCCAGAUAAGGCGGCCUACGCGGAGGGGUUGCUGAAGCAGAUGAGGAAGUUCUGGCAGGAAGGAGCGCUCUGCGACGCUUUGUUGGUCAGUGCCGACGGCACCGAGUUCCCAGUACAUCGCCUGAUUCUGGCCAGUGGCAGUGACGAACUUGGUGCUUUGGUGAAUGGCCAAUCUGCCGAGGGCGAUCAGGUGCGGAAAGGUGAGCCGGUGAAGGUGGAAGUCCCCUCCAACGUGCUGCUGGCCGUGCUGGAGUUCAUCUACGGAGCAGAGCCGGUGAUCACCAUCGAGACGGGACUUGAACUGUUGCCGGUGGCACAUCGUUUGGGUCUGAUGCGUCUGGUGGAGCUGUUGGAACCGGCCAUUGGACCAUCCCUGCAGCCCUGGUCCGUGGCCACCAGUCUGAUCCUCAGCCAGGAUUUAGGGCUUCGACAACUCCACACUAGAUGUGAGCUGUUCUUGGCCAACAAUCUGGAAGAGUGUUCAAAGGCCGAAUCCUUUGGUAAACUCUCGGCCGCCCAGCUGGGUCGCAUCCUGCGAAGGGAAGAUCUCAAGGUGGACCGCGAGGAGACAGUCCUGGAAGCCGUACUUCGGUGGCACCAGUGCAUGGAACGAGGACGUGAUGCCGGAGCUUUGCUGCAACAUGUGGAUUUCGGGUCUAUGAGCCGACUGAGCCUCAAGGAACUUUUCCGCCUCUCAGAAUCUCUGGGUUCCUUCGGAAAAGACCUGCAAGUCGAAAUCGAGGAGGGGCUGAAAGGCCAUGUUAGUGACAUGCGUUGGCGCCCACGACGCCGUUGUUUGCGGCAUUGGUGGCCGGACUUGGGCGCAAAGCGACAAAGCCACCACAUCGUAGCAGGUGGACCGCAGCCUGGUGAGGGCCCCGACCAACUUGGUGUACAUCACCACCUGAGCUCCAUUGUCUACCACGGAGGUUCACUUUACAUUGGCGACAUGACAAAUGGGCGACUGGUGAAAUGGCCCAUUGGUGCAAAGCAAGGUGAAAUUCUCCUGCAAGAAAGCAACAACCGGCAGCAGCUGUGUGUGGAAACCUUCGCAGUUGGCCGGGAUGGCACCUGUUAUCUGAUGGAUCCGGAAAAGAGCGUCUGGAGUGUGAAGGAUGGGCAGUGCGUGAGGGUCUUCGAAGCAAAGGAGAAGAAUCGACUGGAGGGAUUUGAAGGAGGAAACUUCCCUGGCAUCGUUGACUUGAAAUGUUCACCUGCAGGUGAGCUCUAUGUGUGUGACAAGGGACGUACUCGAAUUCAGAAAGUGAACAACAAAGAGCUGAUCCCCAUGACGCCGUCAAGCAAGACGUCCCUGAGUUUCCAUGCUUGGACCUUCGUCAUUUCACAGGAUGACUCCAUCUACAUCAGCGAUGCUGCGGGCGACCGGAUCCUGAAAUUCAGCGGCCAGGGCAAUGGCAUCGUGGUGGUAGACUGUGCUGCGGUGGGAAUUCGCCCCACAGACAUGGCGUUGCACGGAAACGAUGUCUACAUUUCAGACAUGCAACGUGGCUCCAUUUGGAAGAAAUGCAGCGACGAAGCGGCGUUGAUGGAGAUAGCGAACCCCGCGAACCAUGGAGGGAUCUUUCGCAUCGAUGUGGACCCCGUCGAUGGCGCAUUGUUUAUUUUGCACGGAUCAACAGUGUCACAGUGGGGACCACCACCAAAGUUUCGAUGUGACCACCUGCUGGCCAAAAAAGAGGGUCCUCCCAGAGGGCAAAAGUUGGGCUUGGAGAAUCAGAAGAAGCUCGCCGAAAUGGUCGAAGAUGAGGAUCGCCGCAUCGCAUGCCUGGAGAGUCGUGCUGCCAAAUGGCACGAUCUGCUGAGUGAUGCCAUCAACGAGACCAUUCAGCAUCUGCAGAAGAAGCAGAGUCAAACUGUGGAGGAGAUGGAGGCGGAAAAGGAGGACUCCGAGGACGAAGAUAUGGAGGAUGACGGCGCAGACAUGGGAUCCAACGAUGGAGAUGAUGAGGAGCGGCCGAUCUACAACCCAUUGAACCUGCCACUAGGGUGGGAUGGAAAGCCGAUCCCAUUUUGGCUCUACAAACUCCAUGGGAUGGGCAUUGAGUACAAGUGUGAAAUCUGUGGUAACUACUCCUACUGGGGUCGAAGGGCCUUUGAGCGACACUUCCAGGAGUGGAGACAUGCUUUCGGCAUGCGAUGUCUCAAGAUUCCGAACACGGCGCACUUCAAGGAAAUCACCAAGAUCGAGGAAGCCAUCACGCUCUACGAGAAGCUGAAACGCGAUGCGGAGGAGCAAACCUUCCGGCCUGACCAGGAUGUUGAGUGUGAAGACAUCCAGGGUAACGUGAUGAGCCAAAGGGCCUUCGAGGACCUGCGACGACAGGGCCUGAUCUGA